Messenger RNA from Diaporthe batatas, 2021 nucleotides. RefSeq lists its product as uncharacterized. Gene Ontology annotation, biological process: transmembrane transport. Bases 435 to 1904 code for a protein of 489 amino acids. The transcript has 2 exons. Gene Ontology annotation, cellular component: membrane. The record is from RefSeq and is a predicted model, not a curated record. Gene Ontology annotation, molecular function: transmembrane transporter activity. NCBI's taxonomy places the organism in Eukaryota, Fungi, Ascomycota, Sordariomycetes, Diaporthales, Diaporthaceae.
CACGACAUUCUAUCUGGAGGAACUACACUAUGGGGCCACUCGCCGCUACUCCGUACCUCGUUGUCUGGCUGACUGAUGCACACUGACGCUCAGCAGUGAGCCGGAUCUCUUAUCCAAGCGAGGGACUCGGAUAGAUCCAGAUUCCAGGCCGAUUUGCCGGCAAGCAACCGUGUCCAAUGGCGACAUCCCGAAAUUUUCAGCAGCAUGGAUCCCCCCCCCCUCUCCCCUCGCCUCCCUGCCAUUAUCAAUCGCCCCUCUCGGUGCUGACGGAAUCGGGGGUUGUGGUUGACUGUGCUUACACAAGCAUACCGAGUACAGCGUGCAGCGCCCACGCCUCAACAACGAGGAUAUGUUCCUGCCAGUCCCUCAGUCCCUGCCAGUCCCUGCCAGUGCAUGCCUGCAUGGCUCGAACAUGCAUUGAAGUCUGAACCGCCAUGGACGCCAAAGCCCACAGCAACAGCCCCGUCUCCCGAGCUGCCCUGGCCGAGCCCCAGUCCUCGGCCUCGACCAUCAGCGAUGGCGGCGUUCUCAUCGACGACCAGCAUCAGCCCCCCGAGCUGGACAGGCGCAUCGUGCGCAGGAUCGACCUGAGGCUGUGCACCAUCGCCGGCAUCCUGUGUGCCCUCGACCUCAUCGACUCGGGCAUCAUGUCCAGUGCCUCGGCCACCUCCAUGCCCCAGGACAUCGGCCUUGUCGGCGGCCGCUACUCGACAGCCGUGUGGAUCGUCACCCUGGCCCAGGUCGUCUUCAAGCUGCCGGCCACGAUAGCCAUGCGCUUUGUCGGCCCGCCCAUCUUCUUCACCCUGGCCACCGUCCUGUUUGGCCUCAUCACCCUCUGCAUGGCGUAUGUUGCAGACUGGAAACAGAUGAUCGCUCUGCGGUUCCUGAUGGGCCUGGCCAUGUCCGGCAUCUACCCCGGCCUGGCAUAUCUCAUCUCCUCGUGGUACCCGCGCAAGGAGCAGCAGCUCCGCUUCGCCUACCUCCAGUCUGGCCAGGUCAUCAUCGUGGCCACCGGCAGCAUCGUCAACUACGGCCUCAACUUCCUGGAUCAUUCCCACGGCCUGAGAGGGUGGCAGUGGAUGUUUGUGGUACAAGGCGGCAUCACUAUGUUCAUUGGAGUUGUGGCAUACCUCUGGGUCCCGCAUUUUCCAGACAAGGUCGCCAAGACGCGAUGGUUCCUCACCCAGGCCGAAGUGGACCAAGUCAUGGCGGCUCUAAACAGCGAAAGCAAAGAUGCUGGCCCCCCUGAGCCUUUUACAGUCUCAGCCAUCCUCCUGCCUUUUUUAGACGUCAAGAUAUAUGCCUUCAGCAUCUUGUUCUUCCUCCAGAACGUCGUGUCAACCGCCCUGUCCUAUUUCAUCCCCCAGAUUCUCAUUGGGAUGGGAUUCACUUCGGACACUUCCAUCUUGCUGUACGCGCCGCCGUACUACUACGCAGUCAUACCAGUCAUCAUAACCUCCUUCGUCGCCGAUCGCAUGGCCCUGCGAGGUCCGAUCAUCGUCUUCAACGCCGUGUGUCUCAUCGUGGGCAUGUGCAUGCUCGGAUUCCCCAGCAAUGUUGCCGUGCGCUACGUCGGUGUCCUGUUUGCCACGGGCGCCUAUGUCUCGAACUGGGCCGCAAUGAAUGCAUAUCAGAUGAAUAACGUCACUGGCCAGUGGAAACGUGCCACGGUGGCUGCCACAGUCAGUGGCUGCAAUGCACUCGGCGGGAUUGCGGGGUCGUAUAUAUUCAGGCCCGCCGAGGCCCCGUGGUACCCGACUGCCAUUUGGAUUAGUAUCGGCAGCCAUAUUCUGAUCAUCGCCAUCAUCGCAUUAUGCGGUGGGUUGUUCUGGAGGGCCAAUAGAAGAGCUGGGGCUGGAAAGGGCGUCAUUGAGGGCGUCGAUGGCUUUAGAUAUAUAUAUUAAACCAUCAAUGCGCAGGGCCGGCGAGUUGGGCCAUCAAACCUCACAGCUCCAAGUCGACUGGUAUUAUCGGUUAUUUACAUCAAAACAAAUGCCCACGGUGCUAAUGUGUGCCGUAAA